Molecule: messenger RNA, 3762 nt
Organism: Columba livia (rock pigeon)
Lineage: Eukaryota; Metazoa; Chordata; Aves; Columbiformes; Columbidae
Product: collagen alpha-6(VI) chain-like
Exons: 6
Coding region: 1-1401 (466 amino acids)
Molecular function (GO): extracellular matrix structural constituent conferring tensile strength
Source: RefSeq, a predicted model, not a curated record
AUGAUAAUGGAAUUUUUGUCCUACUCUGAAUUUGGCUGGAAUAGAAAACCGAAAUGCCCAGUAUACCCAACAGAACUGGUGUUUGCCUUGGACUCCUCUAGGACACUCACUCCUGAGACAUUUGAACUGAUGAGAGAGAUUAUGAUAGCGAUAGUGAGUGAUGCCAGAAUCAGAGACAGUAACUGCCCAGUGGGAGCCAGAGUCGCUGUUGUUUCCUACAACUCCGUUACCCACCACCUGAUCCGCUUCUCAGAGUUUCACAACAAGAAUAAGCUACUCAAUGCACUAAAAAAUAUUUCUUACCAGACAUCCUCCAUUGAGCGAGACACUGGAGGUGCAAUGAGAUUCAUUGCCAAGAAUGUUUUCAAGAGAACUCUACAAGGUCCUAAUGUGAGAAAAAUAGCUGUGGUUUUCAGCCAUGGACCAGCCACAGAUGCAUCUUCUGUUAAACAAGCUGUCCUGGAGAUGAGGGCACUAGAAGUCGUUCCAGUAGUUAUUGCUUUUGAAAACACGCCCCACAUCUCCCAAGCUUUCCUGAUGGAUGAUUCUGGAUUGUUCCAAGUGCUAAAUGUUCGUGGCAGACAAUACGAUGAAGUGUUACGAAGAUUUCAGCUCUGCACUUUGUGUUAUGACAAAUGUAAACCAGAUGCUUUUUGUGAACAUCCCAGACCUCGUUCAGUGAGGGCAUAUAUGGAUGCUGCAUUCAUUCUGGAUAGUUCACAGAAAUUGAGUGGUGCUGAAUUUGAGCAAGUCAAAGAUUUCAUGGGCAGGGCAGUCACUGCAUUCAACAUUUCCUCAGAUCCAGAAACAUCCAUUGUAGGGGAUAGAAUAGCUGUGGUGAGCCACGCACUACCAGGUUUCAAAGCAGGCACAGGGAAGAGCCCAGUAAAGAAAGAGUUUGACUUUGUUACCUACCGCAGUAAAGACCGAAUGAGAAGACAUAUUAAAGAAUCUCUUCAACAGCUGAAUGGAGAGGCUGCUGUCAGUUAUGCCAUACAAUGGACAAUUGGUAAUGUUUUCUCACGGGCUCCCAAUCCAAGACCACUCAAAUUUAUCAUUAUUAUAUCUGCUGGCAAAACAAGUCAAUGGGAUAAAAAAACGUUAAAAAAUAUUUCCCUCCAAGCUAAGUGCCAAGGAUAUGCACUGCUUGUAAUUUCACUAGGGAAAUCCUAUGACAGAAAUGAACUGGAAGAGCUUGCAAGCACUCCUCUGGAACAACAUUUGAUUCAGCUUGGCAGAAUCCACAAGCCUGAACUUGACUACGUAAUGAGGUUUCUGAAGCCAUUCAUACGCUUCUUCAGGAGUGAGAACAACUACCCACCAGAAGAGCUCAAGGGAAAGUGUAGUGAACUCCGCUUUCAGAGCCAAAGACAUGUCUUUCCAGCCCUUCCUGAGGUGUGAAUAUUAACCACAGAUAACCAUAUUGUAGGAAGGAAAUCGUCAGUACCAUGAAGAGACAAAAUGGCUGUCACAUGUGAUUUUCUGCUAUUCAGCAUCCCGUAAGAAUGUAUUAGCAACAUUUGCUGAAAUCAUGAUCUGAUAAUGUCUCUUUUAAAAACUACUAGAUGAGAAGUCAUUUAGUCAUAUCUGCUACGAAAAAUUAUGAUGAAUGCAUAGAGACACUUGGUCAUUGGGAGGCCUGCUCUUCCAGUAUCGAUGGCACCUGCCUGCCUUAUGGCAGCUGGUCUAAUUUAAACAUGAAGUAGAUUACCUGAGCAAAGGUGCCUCUUUGCUUUCUCUAUGGUCAGGAUAUGCUUUCCUAUGAGAAUUUAAAGUUGGAAGGCAAGGGGAUUUGUGAUCCUGGCUGGAUUUUUAAAAUCUCAGAAUAGUCAGGUAAUUCAUAACAGUCUUGUUAACAUUGAAACACUUCUGUUUUGAUGAAAGACUGAAUUCCACUCCAGAAGCUGUUUAAAUAAAAAGAUAGUUUUAUCUUCCAUUGUACAGAAACCUGUGUACACAAGUAAAAUGAUUUUUUUUUCGAGGCCAUCCCUGUCAGAAAAUUCAUGCUAGAGUUAUUGCAAAACCACAUCUUUAAUUUUCAGCAUGCCACUUUUUUAUAUAGCAAUUUUGUGAUUAAUAGCCCUUAGUGGAUUAUUUUUUUUCUGAAUUUAAGUAUUCUUUGAAUACAGCAAACAUUUGGUGCUCACAACAGCCCAAAACAAUGAGCCACAUCGCUUCUAGCUUGUAUAUCAAUAUCGAGCACUGAGUUCAUGUUUUCACAGGACUGUCUGUUAUAACUCCAGCCUUUUUUUCUCUGAAUAGGACUAAGCUAUUCAGGACUCAUUCAGGAGGUGCAUUGUAAACACAAAGUUAAGACUGGACUGUGUUUACCAUGUGCAGCACUUUUACCUGCAAAGAAUUUCAUUUGACAUGGGAUCAUUCAGUCAUCCACUAUCAUGAAAUCCUUCUGUAACAUAUUUGCAGUCAGUUUUCGUUCCUACUGUCCUAUGUAAUUUGCUGUCUUCAGCCACUUUGGGCACGUCACUGUUCCCUUCUUUUUUCUAAGUCACCAAUAAACGUGAACAAUGCAGGUCUAAGCAUAAGUCCACAUGUCUCUACUGACAGCUUUCCUCCACUGCAAAAAAUGAUCUAUUCCUAAUCUCAUUUACUGUAUUUCAAGUGGUAUUUGUGACAGAUGCACUUGACUCCCCAUCAACCAAAGCAUCAGCAGUUGGGUACAGGCUCCAGAGGAGUUAAGGGCCUGAGCUGCAGCUAAGCCAAGAACUCCUUUUAGGGAACCCACAAGGAAGCAGAGCAGCACACUGAACAGCGAUAAGUUGUGCAUGUAAGGAGUCUCGUGCAGACCUUUCCCACUGUAUGCAAGUCAGCCACUUUAUCCCAUAAAUGUGACAGCCUGGGUGAGCCUACUUUGAGCUCUCUUUGUUAAACAAAUGUGGCUGUAUGGUGAUGAUCCUUUACUGCUCACAGACCUCUGGAUGAGCCAAAUUUAAGUUUCAUAUCAAUCAUUUAGCUUAAGUAAAUGCAUAUUAAUAGAAUGAAUCACUUAGAAUUAUAAGGUUGUGUGAUUUUUAAUAUAUUGUCUGCCUCAUGUUAUUUAGCUGAAUUUGCCUGAAUCUUAAGCUGCAUGUUGUAGAAUUCUGCUCAUAUUCACCAAACUUGUAUCUACUUAAUGAAAACAAAAGCAGUUACAGACCAUCAUGAACACCUGCAAGUUAAGGCCUGUUCUGCACUUUACUGGGAAGAACAGAAUUUGCUCAGGAAGAGUAAUGCCUUCAAGGCCAGCAGGAAGCGGCAGACCCUUAUGAACGCCUGCAAGACCUGUUUUGCACGUUUCUGGACAAAUAGAAUUCAUUCAGACAAAACAACACCUUCAAGGCUGGCACAAAGCAGCUACUGACUGUGAAGAAUAUCUGCAGUUAAACACAAUGAAGGCCCAUCUGAGGUCAGGAAAAAAGAUCCAGUGAGAAGCAAGAAGGGGGUCCAGAUUCAAAUAUUGCUGUUGGACUGAAUCAUGGUGUAAGGGGCAGGUAAAUAGUCUGUAAGGGUAUAAAGACCCAGGGAUUUCUAUGCUUGGCUGGGACCUCUGCAAAGGCACCCAGUUCAAGACAACCCUGUUGCUGUUCUGCUCCAUUAAAUUAUUUCUUUCUGCAGACUCUGAUGCCUGAGAGUUUGCUUCAAGAGACCUAGGAUCCAGACUUAGGAGUGACCUGACACUAGGCCCCUGGAGGGGAGGCAAGCAGGUUGACAUGCAGAAUAAUGAAACUUUGAAAUCCUAGUCGAGCAAUAUAAAUAAUCGGGUGU